UCCUUCCUCUAAUUUUAAAAUAUUUUAUUAUAAAUUCUUCAAGAAUUUCUUGAUACGCAAGAAUGUGCUAGUCAUUUUGGUGGAUUAAUACAAUGUGUUGAUGAUAAAACUCAAGAAGUUGUAUGGUUAUGUGAAGAACAUAGCAUUGAAUAUAAACCGGUUUCAUCUCCAUUAUAUUCACCGCAGUUAUUAUCUCCAAGUUUAAGAUCAUUAAAUAUUUCACCGCCAGGAUCUGUAUCUCCUCCAACUAUUUUUGUUGAAUCUACUACUACUACUAGAAAAUGGGAUUAUAGUGAUUUUGAUAAGAGAGAUUCAUUAGAUCCAUAUUUAGCAUUAGAAUAUGUAUAUAAAAUACUUUGCGAAGUAGUAACGAACGCAAUUGAAUCUGAAAGAAAACACUUUAGAAAAGAUGAUGUUAAGAAAAUUGCAAAUGAAAUUCAUGAACAAAUGAGUGAAUUUAAAAGUUUGUGUAAGUAUUGGGACAAUGAUACUCAAAAAAUUCAAUUUAUAAGUAUCUUAAAAAAGCAAGCACAUCUUUAUAUUCAUUAUUUAAUGUUAAUCGUACGUUAUUGUGUUGUAAAAGAUAUUGAAUUAAUGAAACAAAUGACGUUUUUAUAUACUGAUACAUUAGAAAUUAACCGCAUAAUAAUAGCUGGAAAGUCAUUUAAUAAACACUUAAGUAAAUUAAUGAUGGCUUUGCAGUAUAAUACUCACGUAGGAAUAGUAUUAGAUGAUUUCGAUAAAGAACCAAAUCUUGACGUAAAAAUUAAUGAUGAUUCAAUAGUUAAUUAUAAAUCAUUAUUUCGAUGGUAUCAUGUAGAGGAUCGAACGCACACUGAAAGUUUAGAUUCCCCAUUAAUGGGAACUCAAGGGGGAGGAGUACUUUUCGAAAUAACAAAAAGAAUUUUUGAUGGACGUUUUAUUAUGGCGAAGUCAUUAAAAUAUCUAAACAACGAAAAUUUUUUAUGUGUAAUGAAAGAGAUUUACUUCUAUAGUGAGCAUGAGUUAUAUAAUGAUAAUAUAAUCGAAUUUCGAGGAUAUUCAAUUCACAAUUGCAGAUCCACACUGUUUUAUGAAUAUGCAGAACGUGACUUAUCCGAGUAUUUUCAAAAUUCAUCAGCAAAUACUUCUAAAGAUUGGAAAGAAAGAAUUCAAAUAGCGUGGGGAAUAUCUCAGGGUGUAAGAUAUUUGCAUGAUAAAAGUAUUAUACAUUUAGAUCUUCGAAGCGCAAAUAUUUUAUUGAAAUAUGAUGGGACAGGUGAAAUACCAGUACCAAAGAUAACUAAUUUUAUUUGGAGUAUAUAUUUAUGCGCAACAAAAACUUCGGUGCGCCCAAAGAUCAAAAGUUCGUCCGAAGAAGAAAUUUGGAAAAGAUGGUAUGAUCCAGAUAGACUAUUACAUGGAAGUAAUUUUGAAUCGAUUCUUCCAUCAUCUGAUAUAUAUAGUUUAGGAUUAUUGUUUUGGGAAAUCGUUUGGUGUAAGGCGGGAAAUUUGCCAUUUAAAGAAGUUCCAAUUAAAAAACUUUAUAAUCAUUUACAAACUAAUAAUUAUGAAAUAUUACCAGAGAUACCUGAAGAAUAUAAAAGCUGGGAGAACUUAAUAAAAAGAAUGUGGAGGUUUAAAUCAGAAAAGCGUUGUAAUAUUAAAACUGUAGAAUCAACUAUGCUAAAAUUACAUAAGGAGAGAACAAAUUCAGCAUCUUCAGCUUCAAGUUUUUUGACAGCUGUAUCUCCCACAUUAUCUAUUUCUCCUUUAUCGAAUCAAUCUUCCCAAGCGAUUAAUUAAUCAAUAUAGCGCGUCAAUAUAUUGUAUACAUGAAAAGAGAUUUAGUAUUUAC
This is a messenger RNA of Rhizophagus irregularis DAOM 181602=DAOM 197198, 1837 nucleotides long. RefSeq lists its product as uncharacterized. Gene Ontology annotation, biological process: protein phosphorylation; mitotic DNA damage checkpoint signaling. The record is from RefSeq and is a predicted model, not a curated record. Gene Ontology annotation, molecular function: ATP binding; protein serine/threonine kinase activity. Gene Ontology annotation, cellular component: cytoplasm; nucleus. Lineage: Eukaryota; Fungi; Glomeromycota; Glomeromycetes; Glomerales; Glomeraceae.